AUGCUGCAAAAGAUCACCGUGGUCUUACUGUGUCUCGUGGCUGUAAACGGCAUUAAUAAUAAUAACAAUAAUUGCUCGACCGAGGCACACGACGAUUUGAUACGCACGUUGACCAAACUGUUUACACAGAAACACGUGCAAACCGUGUCCGUCUCUACUUGCUGGCGCUCGGGUAAGAAUUUACCAUCUCAGUAGGUAUCAAUAUGUUUAGAAAUUGUUUUUUUUUUUUUAUUUAUACACUCCUCAACCGAAAGUGACAAGGACUAUAGUAGUAUAGAGACAACCAAACGCGUUAUGUAUAUGCGUAUUUGUUUCCAAUUUAAAAGUAAAAACAUUAAUUUAGACGUUUUUGGAUAUUUUAGUUUUCAACCGAAAAUAAGAAUUUUCAAAUUGUGAUAACGAUUCUUAUGUUUAAAUCUCGUUUAAAAAUAAAAAUAUCAAAAUGUAAUCCGUACGGCUGAUAAUGUUCUUUCCUUUUAUGUUUGAUAACAGGUCGAAAAACUCUUAUAUUAAAAAUUAUUGCGCAAAGCUGUACUUACUAAACGCAUUAUAUUAUAUAUUUGUAAGAUAGAGGCAGCACAUGCGGAUACAACGCCUCCUUAAUAUUUAUUUACAGACAAGAAAAGCCGACUGUUGUUCGAACUGUCGUCGGUCGAUAUCUCGGUUAAUUUUUAUCAGACGGCGAUUCCAGUUUACCAUCACACUUGGUACAGAUACGGCAUUCUGGUCGACGUCUCUUGCACUCAAAUCGCUACAGUUUUAUUUCAACAGGUUUUGUUAUUGUUUAAUUUGACAAUAUUUAUACGCGUAGAUAUACGCGUAAUAUACAGACUCGGUACAUGGGCCAACGUGGGGUUUACCUACAAGGUGAUUGAAGUGGUAAAAUGCAACGGCAUCAAAUUUUCCACCUACAAAAAAUAAGACACAUUUAUGUAGGUUGGAAGUUGGGAAAGUAGGAAGCUGGGAUAUAUAGGGCAGUUAAGUUUAUAUUUGUAAGCUAUUAACGGCACUCCGAAUUUCACCAUCUCGUUUUAUAUUAUUUGCUAUAUAGUUAAAUCAAUAAAAUCUCCGAUACUCCCAAAACUCAAAAUGAAUUAAAUGGAAAAUGUAUUGCAGGCGUCGAAAGAUCGACUCUUUGACAUGCGAAACAAUUGGAUAUUAAUAAACUCGCGGGCGGAUUGCGUGAGUAGUAAUGACGGUCAGCAAGUGGCGCUGGAAACUUUCGAAACGUAUUUGUCCGAGGCGUACGUGCUGCCGGAAUCAAACGUGUUUUUGUUGGUUCAAACAAAUGACAGAGACUCCUCGUGGGACAUAUGGGAAGGAUUUAAGGUCAGCAAGACGGAAAGGAUUCGGGUGUACAGACACGGGUCGGCAUCAGUUAACCGUCUCGAGGUGUUAGACAACAAUUCCGUCUCGUUAAGGUCAGACCUACGGGGCAUCACUUUAAAGGCGACCACCGUGGUGAGCGAAUUUUAAACGUCGGAUGAUAUGUAAUGUAUAUCGGGAAAAUAAAGUUAUAAAUAUUCCGUCGUCUGUUUCGAUGCCUUUAGUGUUUAAAUAACAUCUUAUAUUUUCCAUCGCCUUUGUUCCACACUGUACGUCAUCUUAUACUCUUAUGUAUCUUUGUAUCUCUCUAAAUCCAUUAUGAUUUGCUUAUUCUUCCCAUUUCUCUCAUUCUCUUGAUAUGCUAAUAUCUAUGUAUUAUACCGAGUGAUCCAUUUGGGAAGGUACACUCAUUAUCUCGGAGAGUAUUAGGUAAAAUAAAUUUAAGUGUUGACAUUUUUGAUUUCCGUCAAUCCGUUGACGAGAUAUUCCACUUUGAAGUAUAGAUUGGAGGAGAAUAGUGGUGCAUUAUUAACACGCCGUGCGCCGUAUCUCCGUACAAAUAAUACCCCACUACUCUCCUUCAUUCAAAACUUAAAAGUGGAUUACCUCAUCAACGGAUUGACGGAAAUCAAAAACAUCAUCAUUUAAAUUUAUUUUCACUUAUACUCCAUCUGUUUAUGGAAUAUUUAAUAUAGGUUGCCAUUUAAAAAUCAAAAGUAGGUAACGGUUUUACUCCUAAAAAAUAAAAGUGACAAAAAAUAAUAUAUUUAUAAAAUUGUAGAGCAGCUUGUAUCUUAAAUGUUCUAGAAAACCAAUUUCGAAAAAAGUAAUACUUUCUGAGAUAAUGAGUGUAUCCACUAAUAUGGAUCGCCUGGUAUAUUAUAUAAAAUGAAAAACUAAUUGACUGAUAUAACAGUUGAAGGACAUGGUCUAAAACAAAGCCGGGUUUAGGAGACGCGAGAGGAGUAAUUAUGACCACGGGGGUGCUAAACAAAAGGCACUAAUGAAAAUGUUAAGAGUUUUUUAAUUGAACAUGUUUACAAUAAACGUAAAAGUGAAUGCUGACGGACAGGAUUUUAGAUUUUUUUUUUUGCUAAAUUUUUCUAGCGCCGAGUGCUGAUUUUGCUAGGAACGGCACUGGAUGGAUCUAGAGAUUUAAUAUGUUUCGCAGGGAUUUCUCACAAAACGUAGACAAUUGGAAAACCAUUGAAAAUUAAAUUCCCAAGGUCUCGAAAAAUAGUCGAAAUAAGUCUCGAAGUUAGUGUGGAAAAAACUUUUAUAUCGUAUAAUUUAAUCGGAACGAUAAAAAUACAUAGACAACUGCAAGUGCACGAGUGUAAAUAGGUAACUCAAAAGGAGCGUAAAAGUGUAAUUGCGAGGGAUAACCAUAUCGCAUUUUCAAGUUAGCAAAUAACAAUAGCAUACAUAACUGUUGGGAUUAUAAUAUUCACAUUUUAUCUGCAUAAAUAACUUGUAUACGUAUACUAGCUGUCCCGCGCUCGGCGUUGUCCGUGCCAAUUUUUCAUUCAUUUUACAUUUAUUCCCAUUUUUUUUUACCCAUAUCAGUAUAUUAAACAAAAAAAUAAUAGAUAGAAAGUGGGUCGUCGGUGAACUAAAAGUCUCCUAGUGUGUCAUAUAUUUUUUCAUCCGUGGAAUUAUUCAUUACCAUAGAUACCCGUAUAGCACAAGAAUUAAAUUAUAUUGUAUUCACUAAAAUAACGCUAAAAUUAUAAGGACUGUACUGUACUAGUACUGUAGUAUAGCGUAGUGUUGUUACUGUACCAACAAAUACAAAGAUUCAAAGAUGACGUUUUACGUGUUUUCACUUUUCACUUACCCGCCCAAUACGGUGGGUAGUUUUUUGUUGUUUUUUUUUUCAUCCAUGUUAUCAAUUUGUCCUAUAUUAUUUCAAGUCAAUAAUAGACCGGCAGACAGUCAGAUGGACUGUUUAUGUUAAGUUGUUGUAAUUUAUAUUUGCAUUUUUAUUUAUAUUUAUUAUUUAUUUUUUGUUUUAAAUUAUUUUUCAUUCCAUUCGUGUAACUAAUGUAAUCCAUAAUUCAACAAACAUAAUUUAAUUUUCUUACCAAAAAUACCUAAGAACCUUUCAUACCCCUAUUUUAUCCCCUUCUAGGUCAUUCAUUCGUCGAGAUGAAUACUAUUAUAUUUUUUAAGCUGGACCGAAUCACUCGCAUUGAGCAUUAUCGCGAGUAGUUUCAGAGUGCAUCGCAUACAAACUCAUCUUUCACGUGAUUUGUAUAUAUAUAUAAAAUUAUCUUAGUUUUAUACAACCCGCAAAGAAGGUAUUACAAAAUCAUACGCGGACGAAACCCCGGUUAAAAGCUAAUACUGCUUAUAGGCGUGUAUUAUACAUCUAUUAGUUAUAUCUUUUAUUUUUCCUGCUAUACCUUCCUAACCUAGACUAGUUUUAGGCACUACUCAUUCCUAAUCCUACCGAACCCGUUCUCGACAACACCUUAUUAACAUUCGAAUUUCUACUGCUUUUAUUUGUGUUUCGUCCUUUUUAUUCAAUAUUCUCUGGCGCUUCCAACCACUUUGUUAGAUCACGCUUUAUUUUACUGUCGGCUACAUCUUCCGAAAUCCCGUCGUUCUUUUGUACCACUGAACUUAUAAAUAAUACUUAAAAUUUGCAUUUAAAUUUAUCUUAUGUCAUUAGAUAUCGGAACCGAAAAUGUUCAAAGGCUUUUAUCCGUUUGCCGAAACCGAUCUGGACAUUUUUGCGCAUAUGCACAACGACAUGAACAUCGUGUUACAAGACCAACUCAACUUCAGGUCAACAAACAUAUUAAUAGUGCUUGCCUAGAUAUCGUUCUAUAAUACGACUAUUUUUAUUGGACCUCCGACAGACUUGUAAAGUAUUUAAAUAGUAAUAUUCGAAUACUUUUAAAACACUUGAAUAUGUAUACUAAAUUAUUUUACAAAAAUUGCUUGGUAUUGUAUAUUAAAUAUUUUCUACGGUAUUUUUACUUGAAAUCGAAUAAUUAUUUUAAAUAGUUGUAUCAAUUUUAAAUAAUUAGUUUAUUUUUAUUUUCUCAAAAUGUGUAGAGAUAUUAGAACAAAAUCACUUUUAUAAAUAAUACUAGAUUGAUAAAUUUUGUAUUUAUUAUUGAUUUUGGUCAAUUUUAGAUAUUUUAAGAUCACUAAUACUAUUGAUUUCAUAUUUUGCACAUGAGAAGAUAUAUGUUUCAUUUAUAAAUACUUUUCGAAAACAUCUGUGUUCGUAAUAAAAUAUUUUAGUGAAUUACUCAAUUAAGUAUCCUAUGAAAAAUAUUAUCCACAUUCGUACUCCAUAAAUACUAUUAAAAAUUAGCUUUUAUAUACAAUUCUGUCCACCGAUUUUAAACGAUAAACUGAUAUUGUUGUAGUAUACGACAUUGUUUUACAUUUAUUUUUUUAUCCGUACGAAUAUAGAAUGAAUCUAAUGAUCGUAGACAGUUUUGGCUGGGAUUUGGGUAACGGUUCGUUCAGUGGACUUACGGGCCAAUUGCAAAGGGAUGAGUGCGAUUUCGGCGGUAUAGGCAGUUUUAUCCGAGCUGAUCGAAUGACAGUAAUAGACUACACCGUUGGGACGUUUUACAGAGAGUGAGUAUCAGAGUUAAUUUUACCGUAGUUGAAAAUAGUGCCUUCUUGUGGUUAAUGAACGUGCCCCGGACAUUUCAUUAUUCAUUCAAUUUUAAAAUAUUAUUUGGCCUAAUAUUAACAAAUACUUUUUUCAUUUCUCACGACUACUAAGUAACUGGUAUUUGCAUGGAAAAUAUGUUUAGCCGAUCUCUCUCAACUCGUAAAAUCGACGAGUAUUUAGAAAUUUAAACUUUAGCGUACUUGAUAAUUCCGGAACAAAACUACACUUUAUAUUUAUUCUAUUUCAAUAUUUGAUCCACGAAUUCGUCCGGGCUUUAAAAAAAGAUCAACACUAAACAGUGGUGAUCAAACUAUUUUUUACAGAGGUAGGAAUACUUUUGCACAUACGGCGAACAUUGAGCAUAUUAUUUUGAUAGAGUGCAUCAUCAUCGUCUUCGUUUGUCACGCGAUUUUCAAGUAGGUAAAUUAUUAAAUCGGCACGCAUAAAUACUGUCUACUGUGUUUUGCCUUUUUGCGGUUAGUGUGGACGAAUAGAUGAAUAUAAGAUAUUAUAUUAUAUUCCGGACAUAAAAAAUACUCUGAAAAAGUUUUUUGUGUAUGUUUAAUUAUUAAUAAAUUAAAAUAUAUACUAAUCAAGGCCGUAAUUUUAAACGAACCACGAUAAUAAUAUCAAUAUAACUAAAUAAUGUUCAAGCAUUUUUAUUUGGUCAAACAAUUUGUAAUCUAGGUACCAAAAAAAAGAAAGAAAACUGAAAAUUUGAAAAUUUCAAAUGCCUACAAAUAGCUCAACAGUUAUCAGGAUAUUUUGAAAAAUGGGCCAUAAUUUUAAAAAGCUAAUGAAUAUUUGUAUUCUGUGAAAAUUGCAGGUCUCUAUGAAUUUGUUUAAUAAUAUAACAACAAAAAAUAAAUAUCAUAAUAGUGUAAACUGUCCUGUUUUUUCACAGUACAUUCUAUUAUUGUAAAAAGGAUUUUUCUUAAUAAUUAUUAAAGCCACUUGGAAAAUUAAAGAAUUGCAUUCCCAAUGUACCAAUUUGAUUCAAAACGCAACAAAAUUGUCCUUGUUAUUUUUUGUUUGAUUUAUGUACGUUUUAUUUUUUUUUCGAUAGAAAAGUUACUUACAUGUACAAACGUUUAAAAUACACACACACGUCAUAGUCACUUUAUAUAACUGACACUUCAUCAGUCCGCUCAGAAUUCAAAACUAUACAGUAGUAUAUAUACGGAAACGAUUAUUGUUUUAUUAAUUUCGAUAUAAAAUCUAAUUUUAUCAAAUAACCUAAAUAUGUGUUAUUGCAUUACAAGCGACAAUAUUUCAAAUAUUUGGCUAAUUAUUUCCCAAAUAUAUAUAUUACCUAUUGAAUACGUUUUUGAAAACUUUUCACGUCAUAUUUUUUUUCUUCUUUUACUUAACACGGUAGUUAUACGUAUGCAAAUGUUGUCGAUAUUGUAGGCCAUCCGCUCUGUUCAAACAACCACCACUGUCCAGUGUUCGGAACAUAUGUGUUUUGCCAUUCAAGUUCGAAGUUUGGAUGGCGAUGUUGAUUACGUUGGUCGGGUUCACGGUGCUAAUCAUAUUUUUGGCAUGGAUGACACAGCGGUUUGAAAAAAAUGGCGACGAAGCACUGACCAUUUUGGACUCGGUUAUCAUCGUCCACGGAGCCAUUUGCCAACAAGGUUAGCAUCAUGACGGCCCAUAGUGGUAAAAAUUAAAGAAUUUUUUAAAAAUGUAAUCUUUUUCCAUUUAAUAUUUCAUAUGAAACCGAAAUAAUUAAAGUAAAUAAUAAUUAUCAUGGAAAAGUAUUGACUAAAUUCUGACGAAUUUCAUGCUGGCAUAACAGUGAAAAUUUCGCUAAUGAUUAUUGGCUAUUCUAAUAUUUUCCCGAGGAGGUAAAAUAUCGCGGAGUCAAUAACCACUCUCAUACCGGUGUUCCUAUACAGUAUAAACAUCAGUUAUUAUACAGGGUACACGAUGAAUCUGAACACCAUAUCCAUACGUGUGGCGAUUUUCGUUCUGUUUCUGACGGCCGUGUUUCUGUUCACUUCGUACUCGGCGAGCAUCGUCGCGUUGCUCCAGUCACCCAGCGACUCCAUCAAGACCGUCCGGGAUCUGGUGGAAUCAUCUAUGACAUUUACUGCACAGAUUUCACCGUACGGUCAGGUUUACUUCGACGUAAGUUCAGAAAUAGGUAAUAACUAAUAAGUGUCAAUCGUAUUUUGGGGAUUGAAUGCCACGUUGAAUAGUACCUCCUUCAAAAAUUGUAAAUCGAAACAAUGAAAACCGGGUCCAAAUUGGUUUGGUCGAGAUUACGACAAUAAAACUCAAUUUCACAUGUCUAUAAGAAGUAACUACAAGUUUGUAGUGUAAAAUUAUUCAGUUUAAAAUUUCGUUAAAUACAUACUAUAUAAGUAUUUGCACAAAUAGAUUAUAUUAUUUUCUUUUAAGGUGCCUUAUUAGGACAUAAUUUGGCCACUACGUUAUUUCAAAAUAAUUUGAUAUUGAAACUUUUAUUUUGAAUUUUUUGUUGUUUUAUGUUUUCGAAGGGCUUAAGUCACCAUAAAGCCAAGCUGCACGCCAUUAAAUUGAAAUUAUUCCAUCGCGUUAAUAUUUAUCUUGUAUACCUACUUUAAAUUAUAUUGCAUUCGAACGUUUUGAAAUAUUGUUGGACCAUUUAUAUUAAAUAGGAGACAGACGAUCCUUACCUGCGGAAACUUUACAAUAAGAAAAUGAAACAUCAAGGGACACAAAAGUUUACGUUGGCUUCGGAAGGCAUAGCUAAAAUUCGUACAGAAUUUCACGGAUUUAUGGUUAGUUAAUUAUACUAGUACAAUAAAUCAAUUUAGUUGCAAGUACGACUGUUUUGGAUGUUAAUUAAUUGUACUUUUUUUUUAUAAGGUCGAGGUGGUUUCGGCUUAUAAGCUUAUCAGUCGAUUGUGGCGUGAAGAAGAAAAGUGCGGAUUUUCGGAAAUUCAACUUUUCAAAUUACCUAUUCUUGCGUUGGCCGUGAUUAAAAAGUCUGGUUAUAAAGACAUUUUCAAACAAAAGUUUGUUUAUCCAAAUCAUAUACUUUAUAAUACGUAUUAGAUGGAAACUGUAUAACUAAUAAAAACAAAAUUUAGCACAGAUACGCAACGAUAAAUCAUUGCAAACGAAAAACGAUUCUUAUUGAAGUUCGGUAAAACACCUUUUGAUAAACUUAAAUUGAAUAUUGUAUUAUUUAGAAUUCAUUUUUAACUAAAAAAUGAAUUAAAAUUAUAUGUGGUCUUUCUUCUCAAAAUGUGUGUAUUUUAAUGAAACCAAAAUAGUUUUAUUUACACAAAUCAGAAAAUAGUUCGCAAAUGCAGUGAUUUUUACGAUUUUCAUCAAAAUUUUAAAUUUGAAGGCUCAUAAAAAAAUCCAUUUUUUUUACCACUGAGGACAAAUUUUAAUGAACCUUGUACCAAAAUUCCGAGUACUUUAGACUUGCCGAAACAAUUUGUUUUACAUAAAACUAAAUAAACUUUAAAUGGCCAUAGAUAGCCCAAAAAUCACCAGAAUGUUUCGAACAUUGCAUCAUGUCUAGAAAAAGCUAAUAUAAGUAUUUGGUGAAGACUUCUGUUCUCUACGAAAAUCAAAAACAACAGAGAGAAACCGUGGUUCAGUUAUUGAAUAAAAUAUUUCGGUUUCCCUAAGAAAACUACAGAGAAAAACAAAAAAAUACUUUUGAAAUGCAUCAACUAGACAAAAUAUCCUGGGUAACAAAAUGAUCGGAUCAUGAUUUUCGGUAGUUAUAAAGUGAUAGAGAUAUCGAAAAAGUCACAUUUUAGUAAAAUUGUAUUUUAACAGUUUAUUUUACUGCACUGAGAAUCUAAAAUAUUGGAAUUGUUGUAUAAAUAUACAUUGUAUAAAUGCGUCAUUUAUUCUAUAAGAACACGAGCAUACUAUUAUAAUUUAUUAUUAACGUGAAUAUUUUUUACUCAUGUCAGGAAUACGAAAUUUCAGAUUAAUGCACCAAGAAGAGGUUGGAAUUAAAAACCGAAUUAUUAGACGGUGGAUACCGCCGAAGCCGAUGUGUGACUCUUCGAAUCGAGCCAAUCAAUUUGUCAGCGUAUCCAUAAAAGAAAUAUAUCCCAUGUUACAGAUCUACGGGUUCGGACUAUGCGUUUCGAUUGUUGUUUUGUUUUUAGAAAUUGGCUACGAGACUUAUACGAGGUACCGAGCAAAACACGACGACGAUUUAUUCUACAAGAUAUUCGGUUUUACUUACAAUAAACGAUAA
Molecule: messenger RNA, 9182 nt
Organism: Cinara cedri
Lineage: Eukaryota; Metazoa; Arthropoda; Insecta; Hemiptera; Aphididae
Source: the annotation of a GenBank genome assembly